UUUAUCAAAACAGGUGAUUAGGGAGGCGCAUCAUCGACAGCUGGCUUUGAAGUUGUGAAAGUUUGAGUCGGACAUGCUGGAGUUUCCCGCGAUGAAGUUGUUUCUUCACGUCGCCCUGAAAUUGCGCGGUUAGAAUUUGCAACGAACAGGAAUGGAGGAGUCGAAUGCGGAGGCGUUCGACCCGUUGGGGCUGUGGAUCAUACGGGACGACUACGAGAAGGCGCUGGAGUGCCUGGACCGGGCUCUGACGGCGGACGAGGUGGGUAGCGGGGCGGAGGCCCUGGAGCUGUACAGACGGGGCCGGUACCACCUCCACAGGGGCAUGGGCGUGGAUUCGGCCCGGCCCGAGUGCGUGGGCUCCGCCUGGGACGCCGCUCGGCAGAUGCAGCGCAAGAUGAGCCACACCCUGGGCAACAUCGCCACGCGAUUGGCCGCCCUGGAGACCACGUCCACGCCCGCCCCUACGCGCCCCGCCCCAAAACCGCCUCUCGCCCUGGACCAGCAGGGGGCGUCCGCUCCGUCCAGAACGCCCCUCCCCGGGUUCGCCCCCGUGUCCGUGUCUCCCACAAUGCACCGGGGCGUCCCCGGCGACCUGCCCCCGGCCUACUCGCCCCAGGCGGCUGACGGACACCUGACGCUGUCCUAUGGGACGGAGGCGGGCGAGCUGUCGCUGGUGAGGGAAACGCCCCCCCCUCUGCCCAGCCCCCCCCGCAGCCUCCCGAGUCCCAGUUUGGGCCGGGGGGGCGAGGAAGGGCAGGACCUCUUCUUCCUCCCGCAGGGGGUGCAGAUCUUCUUCGUGGGCCCCGAGGGGCACGUCAGCGCCCCGUCCUACCCGGGGUACCUACGCAUCGCCCGGCUCAACAACCGACAGCACACAGAGGGGGCGUACGAACACGCUCCUGCGGUACUGCAGGUGUGUGACUGGGUGUACCCCCUGACCCCCACCUCCCCCGUCCUGCUGUGCAACACCGGCGUGUUCAUGUUCCCCAACACCAUGGCCGCCGCGCCGGGGUCCUACGUGGGGGUGGUGCUGUCCUCAGAUUUGCCCGAAUCUGACCGGCAGCUGUUUGAGGACCACCUCUCUCAGCUGACCGACCUCCGGCUCCAGGUGCCUGAGGCAGCCGCAGCAGCAGCAGCUGAGGACCGGUGUGAGAAGGUCCCCCUCAGUCCCCUGGAGGAAAUCGCCCCCUUGGGGGCCGCGGCAGAGAAGGAGGAGGAAGAGGAGGAUGAUGAUGAGAUUGUGCCUCUGCCGGAGUGGAGCGAGAAGGUGGCUCAAGGCAUCCUCACAGGGGCGUCCUGGCUCAGCUGGGGUCUGGUGAAGGGGGCGGAGUACACGGAGAAGGCCAUCCACAAGGGGGCGUCCAAACUGCGGGAGCGCAUCACCCCGGAGGACACGCCCGCCGAGGUCAGCCCCAACGUGGCCAUGGGCCUGCAUGUGGCCAAGCAGGCCACCGGGGGCGCUGUCAAAGUCAGCCAGUUUCUGGUGGAUGGCGUUUGCACUGUUGCUGGCCAUGUGAGCAGAGAGCUGGCCCCCCAUGUGAAGAAGCACGGCAGCAAGCUGAUCCCAGAGUCCCUGAAGAAGGACGCAAAGGGUCGCUCCACACUGGACGGGGCCAAGGUGGUGGCUGCCAGCGGCAUGCAGGGACUCGCGACAGUGUGGACAGGCCUGGAGGUGGCGUCCAAGAACAUCGGCAAGAGCGUCGCCACGGAGACGGUCUCCACGGUGAAACACAAGUAUGGCUCGGCCGCGGGCCAGGCCACCCACAGCGCCGUAGACUGCACCGUGGACCUGGGCGUGGCCGCCGUCAACUUCAACCACCUGGCCAUCAAGGGCCUCACCAAGGCUGCGGGCCAGCAGGCGUCCAGCGCCGCCGCGGAGAGCUCCAGGCCCCAGAAGAAGAGAGGGAAGAAGGAGGAGAAGAGGGAGGAGUAGCAGUAACAAUCACUCCACCACCCCAUCCACACAUCCUUUACAGUACCUGUCCUCUAUGCCUUAAAGUAUUAUUAUUAUUAUUAUUACCUUUUUAAUAUUUAUAUUAAGCUCUGCUCCUCGCCCUAGUCCUGGAAAGCUACAGGGUGUGAUUGUUUUUAUUUUCACCUUUAAGUCUACAGCUGAUUCAGACACAGAAAAGUCCUGUUUGCUAACAAUUAAAAGCAGACUGUGAGUCAACUGUGAUGUGCUUAGCUGGAGUUUAAACCUCAGAUUUAACCCUGAAGACAAUAGAAAUGUGUUGCAACUGGAACAGCUGUCCUAAGAUGUGGAAUUAGGAUUAGCUGUUCCAGUUGUGAUUCUGUUCUGUGGUCUCCAGCUAAACACACUGCAAGUGACCCCUGGGCUCUCCAGGAUGAUGUUAUAUGAAUAUUGCUUAUAGUUGAAGUAAGAUUGUUGGGUCAAAAAUAUUUUAAAGAUGGCACCUACAGGUGUAUGAAUCGGAACAAAUAUACAUGAAAUUCACAUCUAUACAACUUGUAUGGUGAUAAAGUAUGUUUUCUACCUUGGUGGUUUAAUGGAUAUAAAUAAUUAUUUAUGCCUUUUGUACGUUUUAGAAUGAAUUCAUAUGUUUGUAUCUGUAAUGUGGGAUGUGUUCCUGCUAGCAUUGCUGAACAGGUGCCUUGGGGUUAAAAACAUCUGACUUAUUCAUCCAUGUUCAUGUAUUUCUGUUGGGAAAGCUUUAUGCUAAAGGCCAGAUACACUAUGAAGACUGGAUUUAAAUUUUGCCUUGUUUAUCUACAAUUCCACAAGUGAACUGGGAGAAAAAUGCAAACGUUUAUUUUUCAUUUUAACAUUUAAUAAUGCUGUAUUUAUAAGGGCUUGCCUUUUUACUUCUCAAAACUGCCAUCGAAAACCGCUUGCAAGUGCCUCUGUAAGUGCAUUUGUAAUAUGAGCUCAACUAUGUAAGUAAGAGUCUUCUGUUACUUUAUAUACUAAAGUAUGACUGAUAAAUUCA
Molecule: messenger RNA, 2948 nt
Organism: Anguilla anguilla (European eel)
Lineage: Eukaryota; Metazoa; Chordata; Actinopteri; Anguilliformes; Anguillidae
Gene: sparta
Product: spartin a
Exons: 8
Coding region: 152-1933 (593 amino acids)
Biological process (GO): negative regulation of BMP signaling pathway; cell division
Cellular component (GO): plasma membrane
Source: RefSeq, a predicted model, not a curated record